AUGAACAUCAGCGAUGAGCCUCACCCUAUGCAGUUCAAGAAAACUGGAAAACGCAAAAGCCGUUCAAACAGCCAAGAACAAGCUCUACAACGGACACUUCCUGAGCUUCGUGGAACCGGGUUAGAAGAAGUAAGUGCUCUGGAUGACUUUGAAUCGCACCAAGCGAAGCGACGAUCAAGCGCUCGAGCCAAUCUGGACGAAGAGCUAAAGGGCAGUGACGAAGAUAACGAGGAUGCUACACCUCAAGUAUUUUGGCGAGCGAGUGCCAACGCAGUCAAAGAUACUGACUUGUCUGAGCCGACAACGUUUAAAGAUGCUGUUGAUGGACCAGAUCAAGUGCAUUGGCGCAAAGGGAUAUGUACCGAGUUGGACUCGAUGAAACUUCGUGGCGCGUUUCGAGCGACAAACCUGCCAGAUGGACAGCAUACCAUUGACAACAAGUUGGUAUUCAAGAUCAAGUGGAAAACUGAUGGAUCCAUCGAGAAAUACAAGGCGUGUCUCGUGGCAAAAGGGUUCAAGCAGAAAUAUGGCAUCGAAUACACGGAGACGUUUUCGCCGGUAGUCAAGUACGUGACGCUGCGCAUGGUAGUUGCAAUCACGAAGUACUUUGACUGGACACUGGACCAACUGGACGUGGUGACAGCUUUCCUAUACGGAAAAAUGAAGGAAAAGGUAUUCUGCGCGAUCCCAGAAGGGGUCGAAGUUGAUGAAACCUUUGACUGCUUUGAACCAGUCAAGGCGAUCUACGGACUAGAACAAGCAUCGCGCAUGGAAAGAGACUUUUCAUGA
Molecule: messenger RNA, 789 nt
Organism: Peronospora matthiolae
Lineage: Eukaryota; Oomycota; Peronosporomycetes; Peronosporales; Peronosporaceae
Source: the annotation of a GenBank genome assembly